Molecule: messenger RNA, 753 nt
Organism: Penicillium malachiteum
Lineage: Eukaryota; Fungi; Ascomycota; Eurotiomycetes; Eurotiales; Aspergillaceae
Exons: 2
Coding region: 1-753 (250 amino acids)
Cellular component (GO): cytoplasm
Source: RefSeq, a predicted model, not a curated record
AUGGCCGCAGUGGAGUGUAUGUCUAUGGCCUCGCGCCAUCACCCCCACCAUCCCUACAACCAACAUAGCCUUGGACGCGCCGGUAGUGUGGGAAGCAGCAGCAACAACCCCUACGCACGAUACAUGUCUCCAGUCUCAUCUGUAUCCUCUCGUCACUCAAUCUCCGAAUACUCAUCUCACGUUUCCGUACCUUCCGUCUGGUGGGUCGGCCACACAGAGCAUCAUCCGGUCGAGCCGAAACGCCGCCGUGAUAGUAUGGCCUCUAUACCAAAGCGCAGUCGCUCAAAAUACUCCCGAAACUCGAUGCUCGUGAACCCUGAUAUAAUCGACGAGCUUGACAAUGUUACUUCAUACUCUUACCACCAUGAGGGUCCCUAUGAUGCUAUCUGCCCAGAGCGAAACCGAGUCAGCCAACACAGUCCACUAGAGGCGGUUCGCGAAUCCAAUGAAGAAGCUCUACGCGCGACUCCUCGACACAAGAUCAUCGACUCAAUCAAUAGCCACAGACCACUUGAUGGCACAGCAUUUUAUCCGCCUGGCACAACAGAUCGGGAUGGACAGUCUUAUGACUAUGAGGAAGGCUCAAAUAUGAUGAAUGACUAUGGAAAUUUUAUGCGCCUCCCUGGAAAGAAAUUUACCGACGACGACUUCAAGAAUGAUCCAUUCUACAACCGACCUCUCUCAAAUCCGUUUACAACACUGAAGAAGAAAUUGAGUCUCCGUCGCAACAAGAAACGACGAAGCACCACUUAA